CACUUUACUUCGGUAUAUUUACCGCCAAGGUAAGCUUGUUAUCUUCUCGCUCUCGCGCUUCCUUCUGGCAUCAUCGAUGGCCGCCGCGAGGAUUCUUCUCCGCCGUGGCUCCCGCGGCCUCCUCCCGACCCAACCGCCGGCACCCACCCCCGCCGCGGUAACGGCGGCGCGCCUGGUCCCGGCGCAGGCCCAUUCCUCCCAUUCGGAACCCCAGUCCACCAAGACCAAGCGGAUGAAGACCUUCUCCAUCUACCGCUGGAACCCCGACAAUCCCUCCAAACCCCAGCUCCAGCACUACGAGAUUGACCUCGCCGAGUGCGGCCCCAUGGUGCUCGACGCCCUCAUCAAGGUCAAGAACGAGGUCGACCCCUCCCUCACCUUCCGCCGCUCCUGCCGCGAGGGUAUCUGCGGCUCCUGCGCCAUGAACAUCGACGGCGACAACGGCCUCGCCUGCCUCACCAAGAUCUCGUCGGCCGGAUCACCCACGACGAUCACGCCGCUGCCGCACAUGUUCGUGAUCAAGGACUUGGUGGUGGAUAUGACCAAUUUCUAUAACCAGUACAAGAGCGUGGAGCCGUGGCUCAAGCGCAAGGACCCGCCGCCGGUCCCUGGGAAGGAGAUCCCGCAGAGCAAGAAGGAUCGUGCCAAGCUGGAUGGGAUGUAUGAGUGUAUUCUCUGCGCUUGCUGCAGCACCUCCUGCCCCAGCUACUGGUGGAACCCGGAAUCGUAUCUCGGCCCCGCUGCGCUCCUCCAUGCCCACAGGUGGAUACAAGAUAGCCGGGACCAAUACACGAAGGAGCGUCUUGAUGCUGUCAAUGAUGAGUUCAAACUCUACCGGUGCCACACUAUAAAGAACUGUGUUCAUGCCUGCCCUAAGGGACUGAACCCUGCCAAGCAAAUUGAAUCUAUCAAAAAGCUCGAGCUUCAGAAGUAAAUUCCAGGCUUCCGCAUACAACGGCAACUCUUGGUUCAUUGAAAACAUAGCGAAUGUCAAAGUACUGUGAAAUGAAGUAUAGGAUCUUGGACUAGGUCCUCUAAACCGUCUGAUGCUAUCCAAAGAGCGCAUAGUGCAACCUUCAGCUGGAUGGGAUUUUGUUAUGCCAUUUACCGUUGCCUUCAAACCUAACAAGAAAGUUAAAAGGUGGUUGAAACUACUCGAGGUUAGAAAGUGAAGUUGGUUUGGGUAAUGAUAAAGUUGAUUGUGAUGAAUGUGGGCCGGAUAAUAUCUUGAUCAUCGCAAGUCCGGUGAUCCCAUUGUCUACUUGAUCUCCUCUAACACUUGCUUCUAGAGAACAGGUUUGGCACUUUAGCAUAGUUUUAAUGGGGUAGCUUUCAUCGAGGGCAGAGGUGGCUUAUCAGUGCACAGAAAAUAGCUGGCGUUGGAUUAUCUUCUAGUGUUGCAAGUGGAUUGUAUCCCUCGGCAAAAUGAUUACUGUUGAAGCUUGUACCUGGGUUAAUAAAAAGGAACCCUGAUAGAUUACUGUUGAAGAACCCUGAUAGAACCCUGUUGAAGCUUGUAUCCUCUGCCCAUGUCUUUCCAGGCUUAAGAAUUAAUGAUCAAAACAGAAAAUUUAUAUCUUCAAAAAGGGGGAAAAAGGUGCGGCAAUCUGCCUUAGCAUUAGUAGUGUAUAAAUGUGUUCAAUAUCAAGGUUCUUGUGUUAGUAUUGAAUCCCUGCACCGGUAGUUUGACGAUAUGCAUUGGAUUGGUUAGGUGGUGUAUUUGGGGGUGUAUCGAUAGAUGAUGGCACAGCUCAAUUUUUUUAUUUAUCAUUCUUUUCUUCUUGGAGACUUUGAUCGUAAAAAAAAAUUAGUCAUAUUUUGGA
Elaeis guineensis (African oil palm) is the source of this 1823-nucleotide messenger RNA. NCBI's taxonomy places the organism in Eukaryota, Viridiplantae, Streptophyta, Magnoliopsida, Arecales, Arecaceae. The record is from RefSeq and is a predicted model, not a curated record.